Oldenlandia corymbosa var. corymbosa is the source of this 1723-nucleotide messenger RNA. NCBI's taxonomy places the organism in Eukaryota, Viridiplantae, Streptophyta, Magnoliopsida, Gentianales, Rubiaceae. The record is from the annotation of a GenBank genome assembly.
AAGAUACUCAGAGAUCAUCCUAAGGAGAGUCCUAAGUACUUUUUGCAGAAGUGGAAUUGCUAGUCAACGUAAUCAGGCUAAAGAGUUUUUGCGAACUAAAAAGUUCAGUACUUGUGGGUGUAGAAUGCUGCAAGCUGCACAUUGUUUCUUUCAUAUUUAGCUCUUGUUUCCAAAGAGGAAGUUUCGGUUCUUGUAUAAUACAAAGGAGUUAUAUUGGUCAUGGGCUUUGGCAAAAUGUUGAAUCACCCUCCUGAUCACUGAUGGACUACACGAGUCAUCGUGCUCUGUCAAUGCACAUAAUGAAACUGAUCACUGCUGCUGGAGUUUCAGAAACAGUCACAACAGCAGCUCUUGAUGUAUUUGUUUUGUAUUAUCGACGAUGUUGGAGUCAGUUUGCAUCCAAAAGUUGAAAAAUGGAUUACAAUUCCUGACUAUUUUAUCUUAAUGUGUUCAGGGUUCUUUGCAGUUUGAUUUGUGUUUGAAUAAUAAAAAUGAGCUUAGGGAGCUUAAAAAGUGUGCUUGCUGAGGCAGCCAUGAAGGGGGUUACUGAAGCAAGGGCACGAAUAUUCGGUCACAUACUUAACCCAUCUGGUCAAAGAUCUGCGCACAAAAUUUUGCGCAAGAAGCUCAUCGGAGAGAAGGUUUCACAAUGGUAUCCUCAUGAUAUUAAGCAAGACGAUCCUCUUGUCAUGGCGCAAAAGGAGCAAGAAGUGAGGCUGCUAUGUUUGAUCUUCAUAAUUUGACCCUUCACUGGACCCUAUGCAUAUCAAGAACUUCUAUGCGAGCUACUUGUUUGUUUAGCAGAACAUAUUGACUGGAUUCCAUGUCCUAAUGCAAGAUUUGGGUAUAAUCAUAUGGUGGUAGCCAUAAUUCGUGUCGAUGUAAUAGUAUAGGUACUUCUUACUAAAUACAGGUACCAUUUUCAAAAAAAAAAAAUGGUGGUAGCCUCAGCAUAUACAGAUAGACUUCUAUAUUAUUACUGCCAUCUCCUUUCCAGAGUUCCACCUUAUGUUUCUUACUGCAAGUAAAUUCUUGCUGUUCAAUAACAUGUAUUUGCAGCUGGUGGUGUUUCCUUUUUUUUGCCUGAUUAAAUUUCUUGAAGUAAAUGCUGUGUUUAUCAUUGUAAUCAUAGAAAGGCUCAUCUACCAGCAGUGUUUUUUCCUACUUACAUGUUUUGUGGUUAUACGAUUUUUUACUUCUGCAUCUAUACUUGGCAGGCGUUUAAGCAAGCUUGAGAUGUUAAAACGUCGUGGAAAAGGACCGCCAAAGAAGGGUCAAGGAAAGAAAGCUGCAAAACGCAACAAAGUCAGCUCGAAGUAAAAACCCCCUACUGAUGUGGAAUGUGUUGGGUUCUGGUUGUAUCAGAAUUGAUGAAAACCAUAGCACCGAAAUAUGAUGGUUAUAUGUCCGGACUUCUGACUUGGAGCUUACUGACCGGUUGAUUGGCAAAUACGGGGUGCUGUUUUAGGUUCAGAAAAUUUUCGAUUACAUUUUGUGUUACUAUAUUCCAAAUUUGUUGAUUUUGUUCCCUUCUACUCCCUCGUGCAUUUGAUUUUGAUUUCUUCCAUUUGCGUUCCUUGAUCAGAUGUACACAUUUUCUCAUGAUUUGAAAAUAGCUGAUGAUGACAUUCUCUGUUAGUGUAACUAGUAUGUGUCUCGCGCUUUACUUGGGUUUGUCAAUGUUGAAAAUUUAUCUUUCAAAAGAAUUAAUUAGAUAAUGUAG